This is a messenger RNA of Tetrahymena thermophila SB210, 3111 nucleotides long. RefSeq names its product importin-beta amine-terminal domain protein. Gene Ontology annotation, molecular function: small GTPase binding. NCBI's taxonomy places the organism in Eukaryota, Ciliophora, Oligohymenophorea, Hymenostomatida, Tetrahymenidae. The transcript is spliced from 9 exons. Gene Ontology annotation, biological process: protein import into nucleus. The record is from RefSeq and is a predicted model, not a curated record. Gene Ontology annotation, cellular component: nuclear envelope; cytosol.
AUGGUGGAUCAACAAACUCUAAUCUAAGUAUUUUAAGGAUUUUUUUCUAAUGAUCAACAAAUGAUUAAUUAAGGAUAGCAAUUCAUUCAACAAAAUUGCUUGAAUCCAAACUACUGUGUAUCUUUAAUGAUUCUUGCUGACAGUAACAGUCAACAAGAUAGUAACAUUCGUCUUUCAGCUAUUGCUAAUUUAAAGAAUACUGUAGAAAACUUCUGGCUUCCUAACAAAAACUACAACAAUAAUUAACUUUUAGAAUAAGAAAAGGCAACACUUAGACAAAGUAUUUUAGAUGCUUUAAUUAGAUCUAUUAGUGAUCAAUAAAUCUGUAAAGUUUACAAAAAGAUUUUAAGCAUAAUCAUUAACUAUGACUAUCCUGCUGUUUGGCCAGAUUUGUUGGAAACAGUAAUCAAUAGACUUGCUCCUUCCCAAAACAUGGAAGAAAUUUAGGGCUGUCUAUUUGCUCUCGAAAAAUUAUAUUAAAAAUAUGAAUUUGAAAUUGAUAAUCGUGCAAUCAUGGAUCACAUCAUUAAUAAGUCUAUAGUUAUUUUGUAAAACCUUGCAGGCUAAAUGAUUUAAAAUUACAGCGAAUAAAUUGCUCCUCUGUUGAAAAGCAUUCUUAAAAUCUAUUUCAUGGCCAUCGAUAUGCAAUUCCCCAUCAUUUUGGCUGAAUAAAGCACAUUCUAAAACUGGAUGGUCAUCUUCAAAAUAUUAAUUGGAUUCAACAUCCCUUAAAGCAUCAACUAAUCCUAAAACCCUGACAAAAACAUUUACUGGAAAAACAGAAAGUGGUGCUUUAAAAUCCUUAUCAAAAUUUUCCAUAAAUACUGCUUCAAGAAUCCAUAAGACAGAGUCAUCCAACAAAUUUCUUGCCUUUUCUUGUAAAAGUAUGCAGUCCCAUUCUUUGAAUCUGUGCUCGAAAUUCUCUUUAAUGAAUAUUACAAAGGCUAAUACGUUUCAGAUAUUGUCAUUAAUAACUGCAUUCUUUUCAUCUACUACUCCCUUGGCCAUGAUGAAACCUUCAAUGCUCUCCAUCCUGUGCUUGAAAAGAUUGUUUUAGAUAUUUGCAUUCCUUUGCUUUCAACUACUCCAGAAGAUUUUAACUUGUACAAUCAAGAUCCUGAAGAUUACAUUCGCAAGGAUGAAGAUAACUCUAUUUUAGUGAAUAAGAAUACUUCAAUCAUGUUGAUCAAGGAAGCUUGCAAGAUUACAAAUCCUAAUAAUGAAUCUUACUUGGAAUAUGUUUUAUCUUUGAUUGUGAAUUGUCUUGACAAGGGAGUGAAUCCUCGUAACAAUUAAAAUGUUACAAUUGCACAGAAAGAGGGUCUUUUCUAACUUAUGGGAGUAAUUAGAGAACAAGUCUAUGAAGAGAAGAAUCUUACUGAUCAAUUAGAAAAUAUCAUUUAAAGCUACAUCGUUAAGGAACUUAAUUCUGAGGCUAACAUCCUUAAGGCUCGUACUUGCUGGUUGCUUGGUAAAUAUGGAGGCCUUGACUUCAAAAAUCCUUAAAACUUAUCCACCAUCAUAGCUGGUAUUUGCUAAAGAAUGAUUGACGGUGAUUUGGUUGUACGUGUAAAGGCUUCUAUUGCUCUCUAGUACUACAUUGACUAAGAGGGUGUUAAAGACUUAGUCCGUCCAGGUUUGUCUGAUAUGCUUUCAAUUUAUAUCAAGUUAAUGCAAUAAAUAGAUAAUGAAAAUUUAGUUUGCGCUUUAGAAUGCAUCGUAGAAAACUUCACUAAUGAAAUUACUCCUUUCGCUUAUGAUUUAGCUAAUCAUUUAUCCAUAGCUUUUUAUAGAUACAAAGAAAAGGAUUUAGAUGAAGAUCAAGCAGGUGAAGACGGUGAACUCCCAGCUGCAGGUUGUCUUCAAGCUAUCAACUAAAUUUUAGAGUCACCUUUAGAAGUUGGAAUUUAUUCAAAAAUGGAAAACGAUUUCUUACUUAAACUCAUUAUUGAUUGCCUCACUGACAAAGAUUUCCAUUACUUAGAAGAAGGAUUCAGUUUACUCAACACUCUUCUUUUCAAGUCUCCUUGCAUUUCUAAUAAUCUUUGGAUUUUCUAUCCCUUUAUUUGUUACGCAAUUUUGGGAUUCCCUCCUCAACUUAACAUCAACUCUCUUUCUUCAAAUGAUCACAUCUAACUUUUCUCUAUCCUCACCUAAAACACAAGUUACUCCAGAAAGUAAUGGGUUGAAGCUUUGGAUAGUAUGAUUGGACCUAUGAAGAACUAUUUCUAAAAGGGAAGAGAUGUAAUUUUAACUCAAAGCGAUCCUUUCAACCAAAGCUUAAUCUAAUUGCUAUUUGAAAUGGUUAAGAUAACUUACUCUAACUCUAGUGAGUUUAACGAAGUUGAUUAAAUGUUGGCUACAAGCUUACUUAUUGGCUUUGUUGAAAACAUGUAAGAAAAUACAAUUGACUAACUUCUUCCUGAAAUUGUAUCUUAAUCUAUCUAAAGAAUGGGUAAUACCUAGUGCAAACCUCUUAAAGUUGUUAACAUUGAAGUUGUUGCAUUGUGUAUCUACUAUAAUCCUUUACUCACUCUAUAAAUAUUGGAAAGCAAUGGAUGGACUAGUGGUUUCUUUAGAGAAUACUUUGAUUUACUUAACUACUUUAAAGCUGACUAUGAUAAGCAAAGAAUGCUCGUAGGUAUAAGUUCUGUUUUCAAGUUAAACGAGAAUCAAUUACCUUCUACAAUCCUCCAAUCUAUGCAAGGACUUAUGCAAUAUCUUGUCAAGCUCUGCAUGGAAAUAGUGGAGCUCAGAGAGAAAGGUGAAAAGGAAGAUAACGAAGAACAAGCUGAAGUUGAAGUUCAAUAAUUCCAUCAACAAUUACAAUAAAUGUAAUAUAAUCCUAAUGAUAAUGCUAACGAUGAUGAUGAUGAAAAUGAUGAGGAUUAUGAAGAAAAUGUUGAAUUCAAAAGUAAAGUUAUUCUCAGUUACACAAGUCCUCUUGAAUUAUUUGAUGAAAUCCUUUACUUCGAAGGAGUUAUGGCCAGCUGUAUGGAAAGAGACAACAAUCUCUACCAAAAACUAAUUGGAUGUCUCAGUCCUCAAGAAACAAAUCAACUCCAAAAUUGUGUUAAUUACGUUAAAUCAUAGUUAUAGCAAUAGUCUUGA